Molecule: messenger RNA, 1597 nt
Organism: Choloepus didactylus (southern two-toed sloth)
Lineage: Eukaryota; Metazoa; Chordata; Mammalia; Pilosa; Megalonychidae
Gene: SOX11
Product: SRY-box transcription factor 11
Exons: 1
Coding region: 1-1347 (448 amino acids)
Biological process (GO): positive regulation of transcription by RNA polymerase II; neuron differentiation; negative regulation of transcription by RNA polymerase II
Molecular function (GO): RNA polymerase II cis-regulatory region sequence-specific DNA binding; DNA-binding transcription activator activity, RNA polymerase II-specific
Source: RefSeq, a predicted model, not a curated record
AUGGUGCAGCAGGCAGAAAGCUUGGAAACUGACAGCAACCUGCCCCGGGAGGCGAUGGACACGGAGGAGGGCGAAUUCAUGGCUUGUAGCCCGGUAGCCCUGGACGAGAGCGACCCGGACUGGUGCAAAACGGCGUCUGGCCACAUCAAACGGCCGAUGAACGCGUUCAUGGUGUGGUCUAAGAUCGAGCGGAGAAAGAUCAUGGAGCAGUCGCCGGACAUGCACAACGCGGAGAUCUCCAAGAGGCUGGGCAAGCGGUGGAAAAUGCUGAAAGACAGCGAGAAGAUCCCGUUCAUCCGGGAGGCUGAGCGGCUGCGGCUCAAGCACAUGGCCGACUACCCCGACUACAAGUACCGGCCCAGGAAAAAGCCCAAAAUGGACCCUUCGGCCAAGCCCAACGCGAGCCAAAGCCCGGAGAAAAGUGCUGCCGGCGGCGGCGCCGGCGGGGGCGCGGGCAGCGGCAAGAACUCCAAGGGCUCGAGCAAGAAAUGUAGCAAACUGAAGACCACCGCGGCCACCACGGCCGCCUGCCCCAAGGCCGGCGCGGGCAAAGCGGCUCACCACGGGGAAUACGGCGGCGACGAUUAUGUGUUCGGCAGCCUUAAAGUGAGCGGCGCGGGGGGCGGCGGCGCCAGCAAGACCGUCAAGUGCGUCUUCAUGGACGAAGACGACGAGGACGACGAGGAUGAAGACGAGCUGCAGCUGCGGAUCAAGCAGGAGGUGGAGGAGGACGACGAGGAGCACCCGCACCAGCAGCUCCUGCAGCCACCCGGGCAGCAGCAGCAGCAGCAGCAGCAGCUGCUGAGACGCUACAACGUCGCCAAAGUGCCAGCCAGCCCCACUCUGAGCAGCUCCGCCGAGUCCACCGAGGGCGCAAGCCUCUACGACGAGGUGCGGGCCGGCGCGACCUCGGGCGCCGGGGGCCACGGCGGGGGCGGCAGCGCCAGCCGCCUCUACUACAGCUUCAAGAACAUCACCAAGCAGAACACGCAGCCGCUCGCGCAGCCGGGGCUCUCGCCCGCGUCCUCGCGCUCGGUCUCCACCUCCUCUUCCUCUUCCAGCAGUAGCAGCAGCAGCAGCGGCGGCGAGGACGCCGACGACCUGAUGUUCGACCUGAGCUUGAAUUUCUCCCAAAACCCGCACACCACCAGCGAGCAGCAGCUGGGGGGCGGCUCGGCGGCGGGGAAUCUGUCCCUGUCGCUGGUGGAUAAGGAUUUGGAUUCGUUCAGUGAGGGUAGCCUGGGCUCCCACUUCGAGUUCCCCGACUACUGCACGCCUGAGCUGAGCGAGAUGAUCGCGGGGGACUGGCUGGAGGCGAACUUUUCCGACCUGGUGUUCACAUAUUGAGACGCGCGCCCAGAUUCUCUCGCUCUUUCUCUCCGCGGGUGCAGAGCAGGGUUCCUUGGGAGGAAAUCGUGGUGAUAAUGAUGAUGAUGAUGAUGAUGAUGAUGUUGAUGGUAGUGGUGGUAGGGUGGAGGGACGAGAAGAAGAUAUUGAUAUUGAUAUGAUGUCGUGACGCAAAGAAAUUGGAAAAGAUGAAAAUUUUGGUGGAGUUAAAGUGGAAUUAGUUUCUAAACAUUUUUUUCCUGUCCUUUUU